UGCGUGCAUCUAUUGUGAUUUAUUUUUUUCUGGUUACUCUGGCUUUACAGUUUCAAGAAUUUAAAGCUUGUACAUUUUGAUAAAGAAAAAUUGUGUGUUUUGAUUCUGGUAGAAAAUGGAUUCAGGGGAUGGGUCUGUUCUAAAGAGGAGGACUAGACAACAAUCUUUAAAAUAUAUGGUUGAGUUAAUUCAGAGGAACAGAUUGAGUCAAAGUGGUAAUCCUACUAGUUCUGUAAAUGCCAAUAGUGGCAGGAAAAGAAAAAUGGCGGAGCCUUCUCGAGGUGACGAGAGAAAAAAUGAUGGGAGGAGGAAAUCCGACACGAAGCGGCCUUUAGUCGAGGAAAGGUCUGAUGAUGAUUCCCUGAAAGAGGAGAGUCGUCCUAAUAUUAUAAGUAUUGAGGAGGAGCUUGCUGACAGUAAAUCAUCUUCUGAGUCGGAAUCUGAAGCUUCAACUGAUGAAAACAAUGAUGAACCCAACGACAAGACUUACCGAGAAAUUGAAUCGCCAGCUUCUGAUGGCGAGGAAUCAAAACCUCGGAGUCUAGUACCUCAGCUUGUUGUUGAGGAUGAAGAGCAAGAUAAAGGAGAAAAGGAGCUUGAACCCUCGUCUGAAGAGGACUGCAUGGUUAAUGACUCGGAGACUCAGAAGAAGACUCUCGAUGAAUCGGCAUUUUUGAAGUUUAUUGUUAACUCUAUAAUAAAUGGUGAUGAUUGUGAUAAAGUCUUUCCUCCCAAAGAGAAGGAACAGAUUCCUGUCAAAGAAACACUCUCUUUGAUAUUCCGAUUUAAAGAUGAGGAACCUCUCCCCCCGGAGAAAGAAGACAGGGAAAAGGAAAUGGAUAAUCUUUUUGAUGAAAUGGACAUGUGCGACUCAGAAUCAAAUAUUGGCUUUACAAAUUCAUCUAUUUUGCCGAUGCAGAGUAGACAAACAUGUGGCUGUCAAGCGGGGAACCAACAUCUUUUUCUGGAUGAACAAAUUGGACUUAUCUGUAAAGUUUGUUCCCAUGUGGUUUUGGAGAACAAGUACAUCUUCCCUCCUUUUGCUCAGAGAUCUCCAGGGGGGUAUGGAAGUAAAUAUUUUGAAGAGUCGCCAUCAUUGUUGGAUGUUGACAGCUUCAGAUUUUCUGAUUCUUCUGUAGUCCAGGAUUCUCCUAUUUAUAGAGAAGGAACCGUUUGGGAUUUAGUUCCUCUAAGUAUAAGAGCUACCAUGUAUCCUCAUCAACGUGGAGGAUUUGAGUUCAUGUGGAAAAACCUAGCUGGAGAUGUAGCUCUUGAGAGGCUGAGAGAGCCUCUAUCCGAUAGUAAGGGAGGAUGCAUUAUCUCACAUCCACCUGGUACCGAAAAAACCCGACUCACCAUUGUAUUUCUUCAGUCAUUCCUGAAAGUGUUUCCAAAGUGUCGGGCGGUAAUCAUUGCUCUAUCCAGCUUGCUUCCUAAUUGGGAAGCCGAGUUCCAGAAAUGGAAGGCGGACAUUCCCUUCCACAACUUGAACAGCAAGGAUUUUUCUUUCCGAGAAGAUGAAGGUAUAGUUGGUGUCUUCAACUGUUUAUCCCAUGCCGCAAGAAAAGAUCCAAACCUUAUACACAUGUUAAAGCUGAGAUCGUGGGCAAAAAGUAAGAGCAUUUUGGGAAUCAGCUAUGAUUUGUUCAAGAUUCUGACGAGAGAAGAUGGAAAGAAAAACAGUUAUGCAAAAGAGACUAGAGAAAUACUCUUAAAGUUUCCUGGUCUUUUGGUUCUUGAAGAAGGGCACACUGCUCGAAAUGAGCAAAGCCUUGUUUGGAAAGCACUGAAAGAGGUUGAAACCGAAAAGCGCAUAGUUCUUUCUCGAACUCCAUUCCAGAACAACAUCAAAGAGCUCUACAACACUCUCUGUGUUGUAAGUCCAAAAUUUGCUGGUGAUAUGGAGCAGAAAUGGGCUUCUCUUAGCAGUUCCCUUGAGAAGAAUGCCCGAGCAUUGGAAGAGCUACGGGAUAUUAUUUCGCCACUUGUCCAUAGUUGUAGCGAAAACGUAAAGAGGGUAAGCCUUCCAGGCAUAAGGGAUACAGUGGUACACCUGAAGCCCACAUAUUUGCAGAAGGAGUUGCUUAAAAGAAUCCCAGAGAAUCCAGGCUCUUUUUAUGAACAAAAUCUGGCAUCUCUGAUUUCUGUUCAUCCUUCCUUAGUGGCAAAGCGGAAGGAGUUCUCUAAGUUUGAAAGUCGACUAAAAGAAAUAAGAUGUCGGUUGGAUCCUGAUAUUGGAGUAAAAAUGAAAUUUGUUGUUGAACUGAUCAGAUUGUGCGGUGGACAAAAGAGAGUUAUAAUAUUUAGCCAGUUACUUGAUCCUCUGAACCUGAUCAAGGAGCAACUCAAGUCUCUCUUUGGCUGGACUUUAGGCCGAGAGAUUCUCUAUAUGGAUGGGAAACUUGAUGUAAAGCAGCGGCAGAUAUCAAUAAAUUCUCUUAAUGACCCUAAGAGUGAUGUCAAAGUGCUUCUUGCAUCGACAAAAGCCUGUUCAGAAGGAAUAAGUCUUAUAGGGGCCUCAAGAGUGGUUUUUCUUGACAUUCUUUGGAAUCCCUCAGUAGAGCAGCAAACCAUCAGUCGAGCCUACAGGAUCGGUCAGAAAAAAACUGUGCAUGUUUACUGUACAGUGACAUCAAAAUGGGAGGUUGACAAGAUCGAACAGCAGGUGAGAAAAAGAUAUCAUUCAGAUGCUUUGUCCAGGAAUGAAGUGAAUACUUCAUGUUCUGCAUCAGAGGAUGACAUACUUGAAUCCAUGGUUAAGCAUGAGGGUCUCCGUCAUAUUUUUGAAAAAGCAUCUCAUUCACCACGGGUUAUGCCUACUACAUGCUUUAAUUCUUUCAACCAUCCUUCAAAACCAAGCAGUUAGGUUAGUAUUCUUCUUGUUUGCUGGUAUAUUAGCAAUCAGACAGUUUUGUUAACUGCCUCGUCUUUGAAAAUUGGCUCAAAUUCUUCAUAUCUUUCUUGUCAGAUUGUUGGCUAAAUUCUUAGAGGUUUUUGCAGCUGGACAGAAGUUCUACAGGGAAACUUGAGGAUUGAAUCUGUAAUGAUACAAUGUCUUUUAUAGAAACUUAAGGUUCAGUUUUAUUGUUUCUUUCAAUGUAAAAUCUAUAUGGAGAAUCUGCAACUAUAUGUUAGUCUAAUCAAGAUGUAGAUUUAUACAUUU
This is a messenger RNA of Capsicum annuum, 3163 nucleotides long. Its product is annotated as SNF2 domain-containing protein CLASSY 4-like. The record is from RefSeq and is a predicted model, not a curated record. Lineage: Eukaryota; Viridiplantae; Streptophyta; Magnoliopsida; Solanales; Solanaceae. Gene Ontology annotation, biological process: gene silencing by siRNA-directed DNA methylation. Gene Ontology annotation, molecular function: ATP binding; ATP-dependent chromatin remodeler activity.